AUGAUCUCCCCGUGCCCCACUCUCUCCUUCCACUCCUCUGGCUUCUUCUCCCGCUCCGCCUCCUUCUCCCGUCCGGCCUCAUUCUCCCCGAGGCCCAUGUCGCCGCCUGCCUUGCCGGCCGGCCAGGCACCGCCGCCGGUGCUCUCGGCCCAAUUCGCCCACCCCGCCACCUUAUCCCGCUCCGCCUUCUUCUCCACAUCUGACGUCGCUGUGCUGGUCCGCGACGCCUCCUCCUGCUUCUACGAGGUGCUAGGCCUGGACGCCGGUGCGAGCGACGGGGAGAUCAAGGCCGCGUACCACUGUCUAGCUCGCGCUGUCCACCCGAACGUGUCCCUGCACCCUGCCACAUCCGCCGACGACUUUAUACGGGUGCACGCCGCCUAUAGCAUGCUCUCCAACCCCAGCAAGCGCAACGACUAUGACCGCCGCAUGAUCAUGAUCCCCUCUGCCGUCGGCUGCCGCAGCGGCCCGAACCUCGCCCGCUCGCCAUCGUUCACCGGGUGCCGCCGCCGCACCUGGGAGACCGACCAGUGCUGGUGA
Molecule: messenger RNA, 540 nt
Organism: Triticum aestivum (bread wheat)
Lineage: Eukaryota; Viridiplantae; Streptophyta; Magnoliopsida; Poales; Poaceae
Product: chaperone protein dnaJ 11, chloroplastic
Exons: 1
Coding region: 1-540 (179 amino acids)
Source: RefSeq, a predicted model, not a curated record